AUGGCGGCGGCCAGCCCCACGGGGGCCAGGGGCAUGGCCACAGGCCCCCCUUCCCCACCCAGCCGCCCGCCAGGGGAGACCUGGGACCCGGACGGCCGCCGAGGGCUGAGGACAGAAAGGUUUCCUCGCCUGCUCUGGAGGCUCGUCCCCAGGGGCGCCCAGCUUUGCACCCGGCCUCAGCUGCUGGGCUGCGCUGGUCCCCGGGGUCGCCAGGGGGCACAGCACAGUAACUGUCCCGCUCGCGGAGAACGUGGCGCAGUGCGGAGCCUGGGGGAAUCCGCCACCGCCACCGCAUCCCUUGUCCGAAGGUUGCGGCGGGGGCGAGGUGGUCGGGUCACUUUUCCUGAGAGCCUAAGGGGCGGCGCGGCCUCCUUGUCAGGGUCGCCCUCCCCCUCCCCCGCCCCGCCAGCACCCCGGUUCCCCGCCGCGCCAGGGCCCUGGCUGCGCAGACCUCUCUUCAGCCUGGAGCUGUCGGACGUGGAGGACGUCUUCCCGCGCCGCGCGGGGCCGCUGGAGGUCCCAGCGGACAGCCGCGUGUUCGUGCAGGCAGCCCUGGCCCGUCCCUCCCCGCGCUGGGGCCUGGCCCUGCACCGCUGCUCCGUGACGCCGUCCUCACGCCCGGCCCUGGGUCCCGCCCUGGCGCUGCUGCGCGGGGGCUGCCCCGCCGACGCCUCGGUCGCCUUCCCGCCACAGCCGCCGCACCGGGGUGCCAUCAGCCCCGCGCGCUUCAGCUUCCGCCUGCGCCCGGUGUUCAACGCCUCGGUGCAGUUCCUGCACUGCCAGCUGAGCCGCUGCCGCCGCCGCCGGGGAGUCCGCCGGGCUGUGCCUCUGACGCCGCCACCGCUAUCGCGGUGCCUGCCUCAGGAUGAGGCGUGCGCGGGCGCCAUCAGUGGCAGCGGCGAGAGCCUGGGUGCUGACAGUCCCCACCUGCACACGCUGACGCAGCCCAUCGUGGUCACCGUGCCGCGGCCGCCCCCCAGGCCCCCCAAGGUCGUCCCGGGCCACGCCCCCGUGCGCCCCGAGCCGCCCGCGCCGGCCCCCGCGGCCCUGGAGCCCGCGCCGGUGGUGGCGCUGGUGUUGGCAGCCUUCGUGCUGGGCGCCGCCCUGGCCGCCGGGCUCGGCCUCGUCUGCGCGCACUCAGCGCCCCCGCCCCCUGGCCCGCCCCCGAGAGCCUCGCCCGGCGGCACCCAGCCCAUGAGGCCCCAGUGA
This is a messenger RNA of Propithecus coquereli (Coquerel's sifaka), 1209 nucleotides long. RefSeq names its product transforming growth factor, beta receptor III-like (gene TGFBR3L). Lineage: Eukaryota; Metazoa; Chordata; Mammalia; Primates; Indriidae. The record is from RefSeq and is a predicted model, not a curated record.